AUGGGGGAAGCCGGCGCUGGGGGGACUCGGCAUGACAGCACCUCACCUCCAACCAGCCUGCAAGGAGACAAGGACAUUGUGACAUCGCAGCCCUCGGGGACAGCGCGGAGGCUGCUGAGUGUCCCCAGCCCGCCGGCGUGCCCAGAGCGCAGGCAGAAGCCGGCUGGGAAGGACGCGCAGAGCCUGUGGAGCGGUGGCAGCAUGGCCUUGAGCAGCACCAUGUGCAGGCUGGGGCUGCGGCGGCUGCUGCCGCUGUCGGCGCUGCUGCUGCUGCUCGUGGUGCAGUGCCGGGAGCCUCCCAGCCCCGCUGCUGCCGGGGACACGGGGAGCUGGGCUGCGCUGGGCCAGGCCCCGGACGAGCAGGAGCUGGCGCCGCUGCGGGACGCCAUGCUGCUGGUGGAGGCGCUGCCGUGGCUGUGCGCAGCCGGGGCCCUGCUCGUCAAGGGCCUGGGGCUGGGCUGGGCCCUGGGCCGAGGGCUCUGGAGGCGCUGGGCAGGGGAGAAGAGCCAGAGCGCCUCGGCCUCUGCACGGCCGCGCUGCCGGGGCCACGGCUGCUCCCAGGAGCUGCUGCAGCUGCUGCUGGAGAACCGCGCCCUGAUGAGGCGCUGCCUGCGCCACAGCUCCCGGCACAGCCCAGUGCCCGCAGGGAGGAGGAGAAGGAGCCCCGGCACGCACAGGAGGAGGAGAGUCCACUUCUCUGCGCUCCUGUGACUCUCCAGCCCCAGCUCGUCUCUGGCCGUGCUGGACAUGGCAGGGAAUGCAUGACCGGUGCCGAGCCCAGGCACUGGGACGUUCCCGCCCAUAGGUGUUAGGAACCCCUUGUUUUAUUAGGCAUAGAUAGAUUUCCCCAGAAUUUUCUCAGUCCCAAGUUAAAGUUUUUCAAAAAGUUCAAGUUAAGGUUUUUUAGGCAUAGGCUCCCUAGUCUUGUUCUCACCCUGUAGUUGAAGCUGGGACGAUUAGUCCAUUUCAAUA
Messenger RNA from Ficedula albicollis (Collared flycatcher), 972 nucleotides. RefSeq lists its product as uncharacterized. The coding region runs from base 1 to 711 and encodes 236 amino acids. The record is from RefSeq and is a predicted model, not a curated record. Lineage: Eukaryota; Metazoa; Chordata; Aves; Passeriformes; Muscicapidae. The transcript is spliced from 3 exons.